Molecule: messenger RNA, 1092 nt
Organism: Heterobasidion irregulare TC 32-1
Lineage: Eukaryota; Fungi; Basidiomycota; Agaricomycetes; Russulales; Bondarzewiaceae
Exons: 1
Coding region: 1-1092 (363 amino acids)
Source: RefSeq, a predicted model, not a curated record
AUGGUUCAUCUUUCCAUCGACCAGGAGGGAUUCCGUGACAUACGUCCUGUCUUCAAGCUUGUUGGCUAUUCUCGUCCUCCAGAAUGCGAAACUGCUCCUAUUUCACUCAAUGUGCACUUGAACUCUGCACAAGCGGAUUUCAUGCCUCUCAAGCGACAGUCCUUCAUCUUCCAUCAUGCCACGCUGGAUACUCCUCCAAUUCUACGCAGGCUCACCAUCAACGGUGACGAAUCGCACGACUACAUCUCUAGGCAAGCGUAUCUCAGUCUUAGGGCGAACGGUGCCUACUCUGUCCAUGGCGCCGAAUCCUCGCAUGUUGAUCGACACCAUGCGGAAUGCACGAAUCUGGCGUGGAAGUUCGAUUAUCUGGUUGGUGACAGGCGUGCAGACAACGGUAAGCUCGUACCUGGAGAGAAGACCUUCACCCCUCUUGGGUUCUCUUGCUCCCCUGGCCUCUUGCACCCCGCGCAUAGAAAGAAAAUUCGUCUGAUGCACAUCGUCAAGAAGAGCGUCGUCCCCAAGCUCACUGCAGAGAAACUCGAGCCUCCUGCGCCUCCCUGCUCGCUCAGACCCAGCGUACGACCAGGCGACACACAUUCUAUCAGCUUUGGCCCAAGUAGUCCGCCGCACCCAUCUACGAGGAUGGGCUUUCUGUCCCACCGAAGGGCUCGAUCUCAGGUCUCGAAACAGCCGGACGCCGCUGCCCACGAUUUAUCGAAGAACUGGGAGCACAUCUCUAGCAUAUCUAAUACCUUGCAUGCAACUUUCCGUCGGACCUCAACUCGGUCAAGAUCAGCAGAUUACAGUUCCUACCCCGCCUCCCGUGAACCUUCUGACAUCCCUACUUCUGGGCUCGGCCACGCGGCUCCCCGCUCGGGCGGUUCAUCAUUGCCUACUCGGUUUUCCGGGGACAUUGCGCUCGAUAGAAAGAUCUUACCUGCCACCAUGCUCGCGACAUUGCUGUCGGAUCCCUCGGAGACUGGUCUAGCGGGUCCAACAGCAACUCAUGCAAGCAACCUGGCGGGCAAUAUUCAACCCCUUCGUCCGCCAAACCACCAUACUCGGACGAGCACGAGCCAUAGGGGUUCAUAA